Messenger RNA from Portunus trituberculatus (swimming crab), 1572 nucleotides. Its product is annotated as poly(A) RNA polymerase protein 2-like. NCBI's taxonomy places the organism in Eukaryota, Metazoa, Arthropoda, Malacostraca, Decapoda, Portunidae. Gene Ontology annotation, biological process: RNA 3'-end processing. The transcript has 4 exons. Gene Ontology annotation, cellular component: TRAMP complex; nucleolus. Bases 1 to 1572 code for a protein of 523 amino acids. The record is from RefSeq and is a predicted model, not a curated record. Gene Ontology annotation, molecular function: poly(A) RNA polymerase activity; mRNA binding.
AUGAGUGUGCUAGACGUGCUUCCUUGUUUGCGGAUUGUCCAAAUUGUGAGCCUUCGGGAGCACAUGGUCUACAAUAAGCACAUCAAGGAAACUCAGAGUGAAUAUCCCGCACUGAGCACCUUGGAGAUCUUGUCGCAGCAAAGCAUUGUGAUGGAAGGUGGCUGCGACACACACGAGGAGCCUAAAAAGGCAUGUUGCUUCUCAUGGGUCCGUUGUUGCAUCCAAAAACUUUGCCGACGACUGAGAAAACGGAACCGAACCCAGCAACUCGCAGUCUCCCUGCCUCACGGGGAGACCGAUGCUGAGGAACUGGAGAUGAACGAGCCCUUCAAUAACAUAAUGGAAACGAAUAAUGUUGUUGAAGAGGAACAGGAGAAGGAUAACAACUCAGUCCAUCUGAACGAUGAACCUGAAGCUGAAGGCACCGCUAUCCUUCAGAAUGAACACGAGCGGACUGAAGAGAAUGAGUCCACAACACGCGGAGAACCAAUUCAGAAGAAGAGGAAAAGAACUCGGCGGCGUCAAGGAAAGGUGGAACAGGAGCGUGAGAAGGAACACAGUGGUGAGCAUGACAAGUCCGCGGAACGAACUCAGAGGCCAAAAAGAACUCGGCGCCGCCGUAAGAAGAAACACAAGUCUCAAAAUAAUGUUGAAAACUCUAAUGAUCAAAGUAGUUGCACUAUUAAGGAGUCUGCACCUGCAGAGCUGCUACCAACCAUCGAAACUGUAGCAGUGCCAGCCAUCACUGGGGAGGAACCAGUUACUGCGGCCUGCACGCCUCCACCAUGGCAGUGUCCGCAGCCCUCUUACAACGGCUCCCUGCAGGCUCUUACUCAAGAAGUCCUGGAUUUCCAUCGCUGGGCGGGAGGAUCAGAGGCGGAGUCCCGGCGCCGAAUGCGCCCAGUGGAAGACGUGAAGGGCGCGGUUGGUGCGCUGUGGCCCGCGGCGCGAGUUGAGAUCACCGGCAGCCUGGCUAACGGUAUGUAUUUGCCGGACAGCGAUGUGGACCUCACGCUGGUGGGACAGUGGCCACUAUCGCCGUCACCGCUGCUGGUCCUGAGGGACACCCUCCUGCAGCAAGGAGUGGCACUGCCUGCUUCACUCAAGGUUCUCGAGAAGACCACUGUCCCUCUGGUUAAAUUUGUUCACCGGCAAACUGGAGUGGAGGUGGACGUGUCUCUCGGCGGCGAGGCUGCUGUGCGCGCCGCGGUGCUGGUGGCAGACUUCAAAAAGCAGUUUAAGACCUUGACACCCGUGGCUUUGUUCGUUAGGUAUUACCUUAAACAGUUAAACCUUGGCCAAGUUUUCACAGGAGGCGUCUCCUCCUACUCCGUUACGCUGAUGGCCACCAGCCUCCUGCAGCUGCAGGUGCCACCCGAGGAACGAGAAGACCCUGCAUUGGUGCUUCUGAGAUUCUUUUAUUUCUAUGGGCACCAGUUUGCAUACGCCACCACUGGCAUCAGCGUGCUGGAGGGGCCGCUACCUGCGGAAAGAGGACGUGCCCACCGUCAUGCCCCGCGGCCACCGCCGAGCAGAUCUGUGUAUCCAGGACCCACUGACACCCGGCAAUGA